Caenorhabditis angaria is the source of this 1960-nucleotide messenger RNA. The record is from the annotation of a GenBank genome assembly. Lineage: Eukaryota; Metazoa; Nematoda; Chromadorea; Rhabditida; Rhabditidae.
AUGAUAUUUCUAAACGAUUAUAUCUCUUUGAAUCAUUUUCAAAUUAUCAGAGAGAAAUAUAAUAUUCAACUCAAUGAAACUGCACAUCUCAGUCUAUCAUUAUUUGUAAGUUUUUUCGUUCGAUCUAUAAAACAGGUUAUGAAUUUCAGAAUUGUUCUUCAUCAGUGAUGCUUCCACUUUUUUCAACAAAAUGUUCAUUGAAUUGGAUUUCAUUAUUGAAAUUUCUGAGUUUCGGAUAUAUCUUUUUUGUUAAAAAUUAUAGAGAAGCAACAAAAAAUGUUAGAAAUUUUCAUGAAGUUUUCACUGCAAACUAUAAGAGUUACAAAAUUAUUAAUCAACAUUUAAUGAAAAAAUUUUAUAAAAUGAUAAGUUAUCAGGUAAAGGUUUGGAGAAAUUCAUUGAAAGAAAACGAUUUCAAGUUCAUUCUAGCUUCGAACUGUUUAUUUGAUGAUUUAUAUGCCAAUUAGCUUAAUUUUCAUUUUUCAAUUCUUCAGUUUUCAUCCUAAUCUUGAUCUAACUUAUAUUUUAUAUAUUUUCAUGUUUUAUUCGAUGAUUUAUAAUUUAGUUGGAUUAUUCUAUCAAAUCCAUCAUCGAAAAUAUAUUCUGAAAUCAAUAUUUGGAUUCCAGGCAGAUUUUGUGGAAGGAUUCUGAAGUCCCGAAUUAUUUUCUUUUCUCAUUCAUAGUUAUUUUUUUUCCGGGGAUAUUGCACUACAAUAUGACAGUGACUCGAAAAGUUCAGAAAUUCAAAGCACAUUGACGUCAAACCCUUCCUUCACAUUUGAAAACAGAAAUUUGUAUGCGAUGACAAAUUUAUAUUUUCCUCUCCUGGAUGGAUAUCUUCACUCUGGCACAAAAUGAUACAGAAAAGGGCCCAUGGACUACAAAAAACAUGAGUAUAAAUACAGAAAUUAACGAUUUCGACCACACAAGCAGAAAAUGUUUUCGAGUUAUUUGAUCUUGCCAAUGAUAUUCAUUCAUCUCUCAAUUUUUGUAAUCGGAACUUUUAUGAUGUUUUCAAAACUAUAUCAAAGUUUUAUGAUUAUUGGAAUUCAAUAUGUUCUAAUUGCAAACUAUUUAGGAAUAAUUCAAAUAGGAAUUGGAUAUUUUUUGAAUUUUGUAACUGAUCCUCUAGUAUUCAUUGUCCAAAGAUUCAAUUCUUCCAGCGUGUCCACAUCAUCGAUUCCACGAUUGUUUUCGAUUCUCCAAUUCAAACAUCUCCAUAUAUCGCAAUCCAAUUUCUUCUAUCAGUUUAUAUUAUACUUUUCUUCACAAUUCAUGUUAUAUCAACUUUCGAAAUGAUUCAUCGAAUCGCAAAUCUUUCCCACUCAAUUAUUUUCAGACGAAUUAUAUGUGGUCUUUUGCCGAUUGCAAUUAUCAUCAUUGGAUUAUUGUUUCUCUCAGCAAGUUAUGCUCAUAUUUUGGAGCAAAUCGAGAAUAAUAAAACAUCGAUUGUUUUCGACUGGAGAAAAUCUGAAAAUGGAAGAUUUAUCGUAAAUUCCAUUUGUUAUAUUGGAACCAUUUGUCUCAUUGUCAAUUUCUUCAGUGUAUUGAUAUAUCGAGUUUUUACAACUAAAUUGAACAAUCGAAGAUUUCUCAAGCCAAGCAAAAUUGAAACUAGAUUAUAUCGAUUUCUGAUUUUCCGAUUGAUAUUCCAAUUUUGCAACAUUUUCAUCCCAUUCAGUCUUUUCCUUCUCGUUUCGUAUGAAUACAAAUUAUCAUACGAUCCAAGUGAUAUCAUUUUCAUUCAUUACAUUUCCCAAACUUUGUUUUCGAUUUCAAUUAUGCUGAUACUAUUCGAAAACUCCCAUCAUGACUGGAUUCAACAAAAAUACGAGGAUAUCAAAGUAUAUAUUCAUAGAGGUUGCGUUGCAAGAGUUUUGGAAUAAAUAUAAAUUUCAAAUUUUCAGUAAGAACACGUGAAAAUGAAGUGCUACCAACAACUGAUAUAUUUCGAUAUUGA